AUGGAGGGCGCAGAAGCCGAAAGGCCAACAUGGAGCCGGGCGUCGAGCCGGAGAGAAUUCCUGCGCACGUAUAAGGCCUGCAUGUCGUGUCGUCAGCGCAAAGCGAAGUGUGAACUCGGUGGGAACAAUGAUCGCGGGAUUCCGCCAGGCCCACCAUGUCUACGGUGUCGCAGAGAGCAGCGGAAUUGUCAGUUCAGCGAGGACCGGGCUUGGGCGCGAAAGAAAAAGAAGGCCGAUGCUAAUGCGGAUGUGGAGGAAACCAACCAGCCGAACCAAUCGGCUCAUGAUGGGCUAUAUUCUAUAUCGAAUGCUGGGGAUACACCAUCCUCGACAGGACAUCACGCUCACAACAUAUCUGGCACUGUUGGCGGCGCUCCCAAUUCCAAUACUAGCACUGCUAGCGGACAUACAAGCAUGCACUUUGACCAUGCGGGCCGCGCUGCGCCUGCUACACCAGCGAACAUGAGCAGUACCGGCAGCCUAUCACCCUAUCGGGGCGGCUCAUCAGAUCGGCAUCAUGCUGGUGCACAGUCAAGCAGUUCCCACGGCCUACACAACUCCGUCAUGCGAACUGUCGUGUCAAGUGGGAACGAUGCGUUGAACAUUCUAUUCCAAGCUGCUGCACAGGAACAGGACAAUGAAAUGAUGGAUGUCGAAUCUACCGAUCGUCAACCAUCUAUAUCGAAAGACGGUGGUGCUGGGGAUGAUUCCCAUGCGGGAAUGCGUACAUACGAUACCCCAACGUCAACUACUUCGUACGGAGGGUCCCCUACGUCUGACCCAACGCAUCUAUCUCACGUCGAACCAGAGGUUUUGGCUGUCUGGGAUCAAUGCCGCUUUGUUAAGAUGGGCUGGUUCUCAUCCCGGGAGGCAGUGACUUAUGUUGAUAUGUUUUUCAAGAAUAUGGCUCCUCUAUCUCCUAUCCUUUCACAUUUCUACUCUCAUCAUAGAAAUCACUACUGGCUCAUCUCCCAGGAGCCUGUGCUAUGCUGCACGAUUCUCAUGAUCUCAUCACGAUACCAUACCCUACCCGGAGUGGGUGGAGCAUCCCGGGGAUUCUUUAUUCACCAAAGGCUCUGGCAGCACUGCCAACAUUUAAUAAUGCGUGUGAUGCUCGGCCAGGAAAAAGGCUCCAAAGCCAAGACUCGCACUGUUGGAACCAUUGAAGCCCUUUUAGUGAUGUCGGAAUGGCAUCCACGGUCCCUCCAUUUCCCACCUGAGAGUGAUGGAUGGGACUCAGAUUUGAUGAUGGAUACCAUGCCUGAACACCACGACUCUACAAGCCCGGACUCCUCGGUGUCUGCAUCGAGCAGAUGGUUAGAGGAUGUUAUUGAGCCUGCGCGUCGUUCAGAUCGAAUGUCAUGGAUGUUACUUGGCUCUGGUCUAACCCUAGCACAUGAACUUGGAAUCUUCGAUACGGACGACUCACGAGCGAGAAGCCUUAUAUCGAGCCCUGAAGGAGAAAACCGGGGCUUCCCAGUGGAAGAAACCAUGAAUUUCCCUCGCCAUCGUAUACGCCAGUUGCUUUAUGUUUUUAUCAACCAGUUAGCCUCCCGAUUAGGGUGCAUGUCCCUGAUGCCGCAAAGCUUGAACCACUCCAUAGUUGCACCAUCGUCACUAAAUACCGGUAUUGAUGAGUGGCAGACUUUUAUGAACUCGUGGAUCGAGUUGACGAAACUAGCAAAAUCUGUUACGGACAUGUUCUUCCCAUCUGCAACGUUCACACGGCAACAGCUGCAUAGUGGCCGAUAUAUUGGGCUACUAGAUCACUUCCGUCCAUUGCUAUCUCAAUGGCGGCAGAAGCAUCUAGACACUAAACAUCUUUCGCGGCCGUUCUGUGACAUGAUAUUUAUUGAAUAUCAAUUUGUCAGAGUCUACACUAACUCCAUCGGCAUGCAGGCGGUGGUGGAACGUGUACUCAAUGAGUCAGAUCCCGACGUUGUAAUGGAUGACGUUCGCCAGGCGAACAUGGACGAAAUCGACUAUGAAUUCAUUCAAGAAGUCAUCGACGGAUCAUGCAGUUUAUUGCAGAAAGUCACCACACUCGCUGAGAACGGUGCUCUCCGGUUCUCUCCGGUCAGGAUCUUUUUACGCAUCACAAGCUCAUCAAUAUUUCUUCUGAAAGCACUAAGUUUAGGCGUUCGUAACGCCAAGCUCCAAGAGUCUUUAGAUAUCUUGACCAAGAGCAUUCAAGCUCUACGAUCUAGUUCAUUGGACGAUAUCCAUCUGGCAUCCCGAUAUGCGACCCUGCUAGAUUCUCUACUCUCCCGACUACGACGAAGCUUUGUUCUGUCAAAUAAGAAUCCGAAAGUUAGCCGGUCAACAACUCGCCCAUCAUCCGUUACCCCAUUGCCAAAGACCCAGAAUCCAUCCCCUGCAACCCAAGGUCUGCAAGCAUCGCCACAACAGCCACAGCAGCAGCAACAGCAACAGCAGCAAUUGCCUCAUCCUCUACAGCAAACCCAGGUACAACAAUAUUCUCCCGGAGAAGUUAGCUCUGUCCCUAUGAACUCCUCCCUUGACGUAUCGAACAAUCCAGUCUUUGAGGAUCCAAUCUCUUCACUGAAUGACAUAAGUGCCGAUGACUGGUUAUCGCUACCAUUUGAUCCAUCGAUGGCACCUUUUGGAGACGGUGGCAACCAGGCUUGGUCCGGCUUUGAAGGGGCCAAUUUGAACUUCAUCUGGAACCUGCCUUCUUGA
Nannizzia gypsea CBS 118893 is the source of this 2700-nucleotide messenger RNA. RefSeq lists its product as hypothetical. The transcript has 6 exons. Gene Ontology annotation, biological process: positive regulation of transcription by RNA polymerase II; aromatic amino acid catabolic process. The record is from RefSeq and is a predicted model, not a curated record. Bases 1 to 2700 code for a protein of 899 amino acids. NCBI's taxonomy places the organism in Eukaryota, Fungi, Ascomycota, Eurotiomycetes, Onygenales, Arthrodermataceae. Gene Ontology annotation, cellular component: nucleus. Gene Ontology annotation, molecular function: zinc ion binding; DNA-binding transcription factor activity, RNA polymerase II-specific.